Eurypyga helias (sunbittern) is the source of this 676-nucleotide messenger RNA. Its product is annotated as glycine receptor subunit alpha-2. NCBI's taxonomy places the organism in Eukaryota, Metazoa, Chordata, Aves, Eurypygiformes, Eurypygidae. The transcript has 4 exons. Gene Ontology annotation, cellular component: membrane; synapse; neuron projection. The annotation marks the transcript as partial. The record is from RefSeq and is a predicted model, not a curated record. Gene Ontology annotation, biological process: regulation of membrane potential; signal transduction; chemical synaptic transmission. Gene Ontology annotation, molecular function: neurotransmitter receptor activity; transmembrane signaling receptor activity; extracellular ligand-gated monoatomic ion channel activity.
GACUACAGAGUGAACAUUUUUUUGAGACAGCAGUGGAAUGACUCACGUCUGGCUUACAGCGAAUAUCCCGAUGAUUCCCUGGAUUUGGAUCCCUCUAUGCUGGACUCUAUUUGGAAGCCGGAUUUAUUCUUUGCCAAUGAGAAGGGAGCAAACUUCCAUGAUGUCACAACAGACAACAAGUUGCUGAGGAUUUCUAAAACUGGAAAAGUGUUGUACAGUAUCAGGCUUACUUUAACCUUAUCCUGUCCCAUGGACUUGAAGAAUUUUCCUAUGGAUGUACAGACAUGUACAAUGCAGCUAGAGAGCUUUGGCUACACUAUGAAUGAUCUGAUAUUUGAGUGGCUAAGUGAUGGACCUGUGCAAGUUGCAGAGGGUUUAACCUUGCCACAGUUUAUUUUGAAAGAAGAUAAAGAACUCGGUUAUUGCACAAAACAUUACAACACUGGAAAGUUUACAUGCAUUGAAGUCAAGUUUCAUUUGGAGCGUCAGAUGGGAUACUAUUUAAUCCAGAUGUACAUUCCUAGCCUGCUGAUUGUCAUUUUGUCCUGGGUUUCUUUCUGGAUCAACAUGGAUGCUGCUCCAGCAAGAGUUGCACUGGGUAUCACUACAGUUUUGACAAUGACCACGCAAAGUUCAGGAUCAAGAGCUUCCCUCCCAAAAGUAAGGAAAUUAUUUU